GCCUUGAAGGUGGUGGAGGAAGCCGAAGAAGAGGGAGGGGAUGUUAAAAUUUGACGUGACCCGAGGAAAGGGUCGAGGCAGGCUGCAGAUAAAAACGCAGCGGGGUGCGCGGUGCUACACGCGCACGGUAGUAGUACGGUCUGACGGCGCUUGGCCCAACCCCGAAUGCCGUGAGAGAAACGGCGAUGACGCCAGCGCGUCAUCGGCAUCUGUGGAGAGGAGGGGAGGGGGACCUGUCUGUGCAGUUUGAACGGAGAAGGGAAAGUGUCAGCCAGCGCAGUGCCCGGAGGCUCCACGUCCACGGCAACGCUUCGGUCACGCGUGCGUCCACAGCUGGCUCGGGAAAAGGAUGCUGCCCCGCAUCUCUCUCAGAAUCCCCGCUGUCUGACUGUUGAUUGGUUUAUUUGUCUCGCGCUGCGCUCUCCUCGCAUCUUCGCGGCGCCGUAAACUUUACAGGCAAAUGAGUCGGAUCUGACCAAUUAAAAGUACCGAAAGAGACGCAGAAGUCAGGACGCGGAAAAUGUCCACGACGCACGUCGGCUCUCCGGCGCCCAACCAGAGCGACCUGUCCGCGGCCACCGACGAGAACGCGGACCCCUCGGGGGCGGAGGGGCACGCUCGCCGGCUGCUUUUCGGCUUGUGCGUAACCAUCGCCGCCGCUACGCUCGUCGGAGGGGUGUAUUCGCUGCUCUCGCUUCUGCGGAUGAGGAGAAAGACGCCCCUGUGUCUCAUCGUGGCUUCCAUGUCGGUGGACGACCUUCUCAGCGUGGUGCCCCUCUCCCUGUUCAUGCUCCUCCAGUGGGAGACAGAUGGGGGCGGGGGGUCGGGCCGCCUGUGCACUUUAUCUGGACUUCUGUACGUGUUCCAGGGUGUUUCUAGCAAUAUGAAAGCCUGUCUCAUAGCAGCUUACACUUUUUAUGUCACCAAGAGGUUCGGAGUGCUCCAGUCCGUCCGCCGGCCCCUCAUGGUGAUGUGGGCGAUCGCCGGCGUGUGGGCGGUGAGUCUGACCGUCAGCGUGUUACCUGUGUGCGGCUGGGGCAGCUUCACGCCGGCAUCCCUCGGGUGUUUCCCAGGGAGCGACAGUUUUUAUAUCGUGCUGCUUUUCUCUUUAUACACCCUGUGUCUGUGCGGCUUGUUGGUCUUCUUCACCCCCCUCACACAUCAGCUGCUGUGCUCGAGGGAGCCCCAGAGGACUUUGCUCUACCCGGGCUACUUGGAGAUGGCCAGAGGACUGAGCGCUUCCGCUCCGCUCUGCGACCUCCAGUCUUUUUCUAGGGACAGCCUGAAUAAAAGUUUCGGCGACUACAAGGAGCUGAGCCCCAGUUCGUGCGGCACGCAGCCGAGGGGGAGAGAGGACCCCUACCCGUCCCCGGUGUCCGUCGGCGAGCAGAGGGCUGCCGCUGUCGGAGACACGCCGGUGGUUUUCGCGCAGAAGCGCUUCUCCAUGAUCCUGGCGGUUGUCCGAGUGGUUCUGUGGAUGCCAAUGAUGACUUUGCUCCUGGUGCGCCAUGUGGUGAACGCACGCAGCUCCUCCCUGGAGACCUUGAGCUUCUUUCUGACUCUGCUCGCGCCUGCGGUGACUCCAUUAUUCGUGCUGUCUGAACGCUGGAUCCACAUGCCGUGUGGCUGCUUCAUCAACUGCAAACGGGAUCCAAAGCAAGAAGCCUCAGCGAACAAAAGAAGAUUUGAGUUCAACCUUUCCUUUCAACAAGGCUAUGGAGUGUACAAACUGUCACACGCGACCGCAUCCCAUAACAGUCCACCACUUGAGAAGCCUCCCUAUCACAGCCUCUAUAACUGUGACUUCCCAAACACACGUCUCGAUGCACUAGAAUGUGCCGGGCUCUCAAGUUUGGGCCCUCAUUUUGAUUUCAGCACCACCUGCCAAGUGGACAGCUCCUCUCACGCGGACCUCCUGUUGGAGGCGGUGGCUGGUGGAGGAGAGGCGCUGGCUGAUUGUCCUCCCCUUCCCCAUGAGGACCAUGGGGAUGAUGACGACUUCCGCUGUGUCCCAUCGCUGCCCCCUCAUCACCGGGAGAAGGAUCACAACGACACUUCAUCUGUGUUCGAGGGGCCGGAGAGGAGGCUGUCACACGAGGAGUGUCGGAAGAUCGAACUGUCAGACUGGGAGUGGUGCAGGAGUAAAUCCGAGCGAACACCCAGACAGCGGUCAUCGGGGGGCCUGUCCAUCCCUCUGUGCGCCUUUCAGGGCACUGUGUCCUUACAGGCACCCACGGGGAAGACCCUCUCGCUCUCCACCUACGAGGUCAGCAGCGACGGACUCAAGAUCUCCCCGAACAACACCAAGAAGGUGGAGGUGUAUCGCUCCAAAUCCGUCGGCCACGAGCCCAGCGCAGACGAACCAACGUCGGGGGGUCAGGCUGGAGACAUAAACGUCAGCAGCAUAGGGAUGGGCAUGGAGAUCGGCAUGGGGAUGGGAAUAGGGGCUGGCGUGGGGGACACCAAUGUCAAGAUCCACCUGGAGGUGCUGGAAAUCUGCGACAACGAGGAGGCCAUGGACAGCGUCUCCAUCAUCUCCAACAUCAGCCAGUCGUCCACCCACGCCCGCUCGCCCUCGCUGCGCUACUCGCGGCGGGAGAACCGCUUCGUCUCCUGCGACCUGGGCGAGACGGCGUCCUACUCCCUGCUCAUCCCCAGCAGCGGCACCGCCGAGACGGAGACCAUCAACAUCAGCAUCCCGGACACCGUGGAGGCCCACCGGCAGAACAGUCGGCGGCAGAUGCAGGAGAGCUGUGGGUACCAGGAGGAGAUCCAGCUGCUCAACGAGGCCUACAGGAAGCAGGCCGGGGACGGGCAGGAGUGAGGACGCGGAGGCUUGACAACAUGGACUUGUCAUCACCACUAAGAGAACCCGCACAUCUAAAUAGAUCCUUUGCUUAAGACUGUUAUAACAGCCUGUUUGCUUACUCCUGUACUUCCUCUUUAAAUAGCAUAAUGAAAGCACACACAUCACCUGUCUGUAGAGUACACAGGCACCGAUUAGAUUGUAGGAGAACAGAUAGUAGUAAAUUAGGGCAAACAAGGAAGGAGAACCAGUAUUCUGGCAAAGCAUCUGUAUUCCUGUAAGACACUCACCAUAUGGCAGCUUGUCAUGGAAUAAUAUACAUGCAAUUUGGAAAAGUAGGAACUGAAGGGUUCAGAUGAAGCUGCUACUACGUCACUGUUGACUCAGCUGUAAGGGGAGGGGUCACCUGACCCGUGUGUGUGACUCAUCCCCGUGUGUGUGUUAGUGUGUGAGAAGCAUCCUUGCCCGCAAAGACAAGGACGUAUGGUCUGUGACGUCAGCAGCCAGAAGUAUUCACCCAUACAGGACGUUUUACUCGUUAGGAUGUGUUUAUUCUGCCUAUACGGUUAAUUUACGCGUCCCUUUUUGUUCUCGACGUAUAGCAGCUGUCGUGUCGUGUCAUGUCGCGAGUUACACAAUUAAUGUUGCUGCUGGCAGCCUGGAAAGCGAGAGGCCAUUAUCCGUUGUGACAAUCUAAAAGAGGAGGAGAGAGAGGCGCGCAUUAGAGGGGCAGAUUAGGUCGAGAGCUGCGGGUUCCUGCCUCGUGUCACACAUCUUACUACAGUAGGCAGCGCAUGAAUGUAUAUUAAACAGCCACUUUUGGGUGUCACGGCUCUGCCGGCUCAGUUCACUGCCCAUCCAGACAGCGAGCCGCUGGGUCCUCGCUCCCUCUGGUCCAUGCAUGCAUCAAUUCAGAAAAGAAAUAAGGUUUUCACGCAUCGCUGUGGAUUUUAGAGCAUUACAUUGACUGUUAAUAUCCUUCACAAGCGUCUAGUUAUUAUAUAUGUAAAGCUCACAUGUACACGUGUGCAAACAGCAGAAACAUAAUUCAGUAAGUAUACAGAGUCAUUUUAAUAUGUAUAUAUAUAUAUGCAUUUAGGUUUGUUUUAUGGUGGUGUCUUCUUUACUGUGUGUCAGCUGGCGGCGCUUUGUGGGCUUCAUUUGCAGCCGUUUGAAUCGUCCUUUAGUGAACCCACUCCAUCAGCGGCAACGUGUCCCAUCCUCCUGAAGAAUGUUGUCAUUAAAGAUUCAUACCUGAAAAUUGCCUCUAACGAGAUUGCAGUGCAUUCCCAUUUCCAGCGCUCCUGGGCAAAGCAUCAAAAAAAGCAAAUAAUGCACAGGCGUAUGAAUCAUAAUGAAUGUAAAGUUGGAUCCAGUGUCAGCCAUUUCAGCUCUUAAUGGUGCCAAAGGUUUGUUUGAGCCGAGCAGGGCUUCGGCUCUGCAGCUUAACCAGAGUGGAUUCAUUCGAUGCUGUGCUUAUGCUCACUUUUAAACAGGACGCCGGUUCGGCUCGGGCUAAGUGUUCUCGUGAAUCAUGCUGAUCAAUAAAGUGUAUGUGAGAAUUAGGAACUGAACGUCACCCGUACAAGUGUUUACUGCCGGUCAUCAGCGUAAUACACAGACGACUCAAAUGGGAUUUAUUACAGAGUAAGAGCAAAUGAAGUGCAAGUAUUACUUCAGAGGUUGUACUAGUGCUGUGGCUCUAGGUUAACAGUAAUGCAACAGAUCAGCUUAAACUAUUAGUGUAGAGACACAAAUAAUUCCUCAUAUUUUUUUGCGUACAUGCAGACGCUUUGAGAUGGAGUCUUUGUGUGAGCAGAAAUGAGGGAAGGAGACUGAGACUGAGGAUGAGGCUGAGGCUGAGGCUGGAAGGAAAAUAAAAGGGAAACUAGAGAAAAUGACACACGGCAGCAAAAACAAAAGCCAAAUUAUAUAAAGACUGUAAUCACCAGGGGCCUUGACCAGCAGCUAUUAGUGAUGUUUUUAUCAUUUCUCUCUGAUCUAAAGACUUUCAUCUCCCACUCACAGCCUCUUAUUAUGCCGCAGCAAUGAGGUGCAGUUAGAGCAACAUCAAAUCAGGGGCAUCAGUGGCACUGAGACAUCCAGUCAACGCUUUCCAUGAGCACAGCAUGUAUCCAUUAAACCCCCCCCCCCCCCCCCCCAAAAAAAAUGUUUAAACGGUAAGUUUUUUUAUUGUAGUGUAAUGACUCAUCAGGGUCAAAGGUUAAUUGUAUGCAUCACAGGCAUCCUAGCAAGUAUGACAAGUGAGAGGAGUAGGGGGAGUGGGGGAGACUGGGCCUUUUCAUUUCCUUUUGUUUUUACGUCCCCUCUUCGGGGGCGGGGGAGGUUGGGGGGGUAUCUUUCACUCACCUAAUUUAUCACUAUUCUGCCUGAAUGCUUUGACUCUAUGGCUCCAGCUCAUUCUCGAAAUCGCUCUUGUGGUUUGUCCGGAGCUAUUAGCUGAGAUUUUGAUAGUGCUCACAAGUUUCCAAAAUAAUGAUACAGACAACAGCUAAUGGAUUACUCUGCACUAAUUUGCACAAACAAAAAAAAAGGGCUUGGAUUUUUUUUGAGCACCUAGCUGUGCUCAUAAACAGAACACAACACCAAAUAUAUAAUACACAGCAUAUGGAAAAAAAAAGGAAAUUAAUUCAGGACACUCUCAGAGAAGCUGUUCAGUAGAAGAGUAAAAAGCCAGACACCAGUGGUUUAAUUGUAUCUCCAGUUGAAACUGUUUUUGUCAGACGUUUUUCAUUUGUGAAACUUUGGUAAUAAAACUAGCGACAUAUAAGAUGUUUUAUAAGAAAUUAGCCCUAUUUGCCAGCGUAGCUCUGAACUGCUUUUGUGCGGCAACUUUAGCUUUUUAAAGAUCUGCAUUAGAAUUCAUUUGAUUUUGAAAUUUAUGAAUCCAUUUUCCCUCGCCUCCCGUCUACAGAAGUGAGAUAUCAUCUAUUUAGCUUCCUAGCCAGGGGAUUCUUUUUUGAAGAAAUCUUUUGCGACGUGAAACUACUUUUUCUAACAGGAGCUUCAAUACAAGCUUGUGUAAUUUUGGGAAAAAAACAUAUUGUUGGCCCCUGGGGAUUGACUAAAUAGUUUUUUUAACAGGUAAACAUUAUUCAACAGCAACAAUGCAAGCAAAUAAGCAACAAUGAUUUGUAUUUUAUACACUUUUUAAGAAAUGAAGUGAGAAAUUGGACAAGAUGUUGUCCAAUUUCUCAAAUGUUGUCAUGGCCAUUUUAUGUUUCUUGGAUACAUUAUUCCAGUGAGGCUGUACACUGAUGCAGCUGCAAUAAGACAAUGGAGAGUCAGGAUACAGAGGUGCUUAGUUUUACAUAAGAAAGGGUGGAGACUCACAGGAGGAAACGCAUUUGGUACAAUGAAAAGAAUAGCAGCCAAGGGAUACAUUUCCUAAGGUUUAAUAAAAAUGCCAAAUUUUUAAUUGUUGCAUAACAGUAAUUACACUAUGUUCUCCCAGUAUUUUCCUGUUGGCUCAGACAGGUACAUGGCCAUGUUUGAGACUGAUAUUGAUUUAAUGUGAGAAAGCUAAAAAAACACACACCUUAGCCUCCACACAACGCGACGAGAAUCCAUUUCAACCAGACAAAUAAAUCUUCAAAACUCUGGAAAUAAUCUUCACCUGCAGAUUUCCCUGAGUACAAAAUGACACCAUGAAAAAGAAUAAGCUGAGCAGAUUCUCAUAUAGCACUUGAUAAAAUUAAAGACACCAUGUCCUUGAAAAAGAGAGCCGUGAAAGGACGAAGCUUAUUUCUUAGUAGAGAUACGAGCUGCUUCAUGACAGCAACGCAGAGCUUGAGGAUUAGGUCUCUUAUGAGCAUCUUACAUAAACCCGAAUGGUCCCACCAUAUAUGUCAUUCCUCUUUCUGUUCCCUUAUCUUUGCAGUGACACUAAUUGGAUGCAUUUAAUUGUCUUUACAAGACAAAGACAGAAGGAGGGAAAAUUAGAGACAGAGAACAGGAACAAGCACAUUUUUCUGUCAUUUUAUACUCCGGAUGAAUUCAAAGGGAGAUCAUUAAGUAAAUGAAGUGACUGUAACGAUUUGCUGUAUGAAUGAUAAAAAACUAACAGCCUCUCUAAAAAGAGAAUACAACAAUAUAGAUAUACCUAAUUACAUGUUAUCUGUUGAGGUAUUAGUAGUAUAGUCAUGUAAAAUAUGAUUUAAUGAACUUCACUAAUUAAUAAUGUACUGUAGUUGGUACACUAUAGAGAGUGACACUUUGUAGUUGCCAUCACAGAAUGUAUUUGGUGUAAAAAUGAAGCAAAAGCUUUGAAUCUGCUAAAGGUCCAUAUUAACCUUAAUGCAGCAGAGCCUUAAGGUACAACGGUCUACAUUAGUCAAGGUAGAUCUGUUUCAUUUCACUGUAACCUUUAAGGUCCAGACAGCAGGUCAUUCGUUAAUGUUCUGGCUGACUUGGCCAAAGCAGUGCACAGACUGUCUCUGACUAUGUGUUUGUGUGUAUGAUGAGGACUUUAGGAUUUGACUACAGCACCUGACGAGAUAUUUUUACAUAUAUUUAUUCAUGAAUACAAGCAACACUUGAUUAUUUACAAGAUUCUCAACCUCAGUAAAGCAUCAAGGCUCAGGCAAAUGAGGUCUGGCAUAUUUCUCUUUCUUGCUGCAAAUUAAUGUGCUAGUAAAAUGUCUGUAAUAAAAA
Messenger RNA from Betta splendens (Siamese fighting fish), 7480 nucleotides. Its product is annotated as probable G-protein coupled receptor 149. The coding region runs from base 521 to 2824 and encodes 767 amino acids. Gene Ontology annotation, biological process: neuropeptide signaling pathway. The record is from RefSeq and is a predicted model, not a curated record. Gene Ontology annotation, cellular component: membrane; neuron projection. NCBI's taxonomy places the organism in Eukaryota, Metazoa, Chordata, Actinopteri, Anabantiformes, Osphronemidae. The transcript is spliced from 5 exons. Gene Ontology annotation, molecular function: G protein-coupled receptor activity; neuropeptide binding.